Messenger RNA from Emiliania huxleyi CCMP1516, 1551 nucleotides. RefSeq lists its product as hypothetical. The annotation marks the transcript as partial. The record is from RefSeq and is a predicted model, not a curated record. Gene Ontology annotation, molecular function: ATP binding; ATP-dependent chromatin remodeler activity. The transcript has 6 exons. Lineage: Eukaryota; Haptophyta; Isochrysidales; Noelaerhabdaceae.
CGAGAGGCGGGCCGGAGCGGCCCGCGGCAGGCGCGACGCGGCGCGACGCUGGUCGUGUGCCCGAUGUCGCUUCUCUCGCAGUGGCACGAGAACUUGCUCGCGCACGCGGGAGGCGCCCUCACCGCCACCGUGUACUACGGGCAGGGCCGCGACAAGUCGGGGGCGACGCUGCUCGACCACGACGUCGUGAUCACCACCUACGGCACCCUGGCUUCGGAGCACUCCUCCUUCGCCGCGAGCGAGGCCGCCUCCGCCGAGAGCGCCGCCCAAGGCAAGCCGGGCCCCUUCUUUCGCGCCGUGCGAAAGCCGCCGCUGCUCGCGGCGCGCUGGCGGCGCGUCGUGCUCGACGAGGCGCACACGAUCAAGGGGCGCGCGACGCAGCAGGCCAAGGCCGCUUUCGCCCUCGAUUGCGAGUGCCGGUGGGCCGUCUCGGGCACGCCGGUCCAGAACGCCCUCGACGACCUCUUCUCGUUGCUCCACUUCCUGCGCCUCGCGCCGUUCGACGACUACGCCUACUGGCGGCAGAACGCAAGGCGCAGAAAAGGUGAUCGCCGCUUCUGGCACGUCCCCGACGCCCUCCCUGACACGUCCCCGACACCCUCCCUGACACGUGCCUCGCUCGAGGUGGUCGCCGCCUUUGGUCUCCUCCGCGGCGCUCUCGACCCCCUCCUGCUGCGGCGCACGAAGAGCACGCGCGGCGCCGACGGGCAGCCAAUCGUGGCGCUUCCCCCCCGAGCGACGCACAUCGAGUGGCUGCUCCUGUCGGAGGAGGAGAGGGACUUUUACGACGCGCUACGCACGCAGUCGCGCGUGCGCUUCGACGCCUUCGUCGCGGAAGGGCGCGUGCUCAACAACUACGCGACCGUGCUGCACAUGCUGCUGCAGCUGCGGCAGGCGUGCGACCACCCGUACCUCGUGCUCGCGCGCUCGGGCGCCGACGCCGACAUCUCGCGGCUCGGCGCGCGCUUGCUGCGGCACGAGUGCGUCAUCUGCCUCGACCAGUUCGACGACCCGGUGCUGACCCGCUGCUCGCACACCUUUUGCCGCGACCUGGUGACGGUCCCUGGCUCGCGCUUCGCCGUCGACCUCGACUCGCACUGGAAGGCGUCUGCCAAGCUGGAGGCGCUCAUGGCGGACGUGCGCGAGACGCUCGCCACGCCCCUCCCGCCGCCCGCCCUGGUGAUCGUGUCGCAGUGGACGUCGAUGCUCGACCUCGUGCAGCGGCCCCUCGAGGCGGCGGAGCUCCGCUUCGAGCGGCUCGACGGCAAGCUCUCGCAGCCGGCGCGCGCGAGCGUGCUCAAGCGCUUCGCCGCGCGCGACGGGCCUCGCAUCCUCCUCCUCUCGCUCCGCGCGGGCGGCGUCGGCCUCAACCUCGUGUCUGCGCAGACACUCUACCUGCUCGACCCUUGGUGGAACCCCGCCGUCGAGGAGCAGGCGGUCAACCGGAUCCACCGCAUCGGCCAGCGGUAUCCGGUGCGCAUCAAGCGCUUCCUCGUGCAGGACUCCGUCGAGGAGCGCAUCCUCGAGCUGCAGAAGCGGAAGGCGGCGCUC